AUGCUCUGCCAACAAGUGAAGUUCGAGUUCACAAUGAAGAAGACGUCGACUCUCCUCCUUCUCUACCUCUUCGGAGUUCUUGCUGUCAUGGCACUUUGUGCAUCCACAGUGGUGGCAGCCCCCCACAAGUCGGGCAGUCCAAAUGCGAAGAAGGUGCAUGAGGCGGCCCAAAAGGCGCAUGAGGAGAUGAUGGCCCAUGAGGAGAUGAUGGGCAAAAGCAUGCAUACUUCGAUGGAAGGGCACUUCAAUAUGCCAAUGCAUACAAAGAAUUCGGACGUGGCAGUGGGAAAGAAAAACCAUGAGGUGAAGAAGGAACAUGAGGCGAAUGGGGAGCAUGAGAAGGAGCAUUCCAAUAUUCCAAUGCAUGCAAGGAAGUCGGACAUGCCAGUGGGGAAGAAGGGCCAUCAGGCGAAAAUGGUACAUGAGGCGGCCCAAAAGGCGCAUGAGGAAAUGAUGGCCCAUGAGGAGAUGAAAGGCAAAAGCAUGGAUAAUUCGAAGGAAUUUCUCACAAAUAUGGUGAUGAAUGCAAUCAAGUCUAACGUUUUAGAGGGGAAGAAGGGCAAUGGGGCGGAGGAAGAACACGAGGUGAAGAAGGAACAUGAGGCGAAUGAGGAGCAUGAGAAGAAGCAUUCAAAUAAGCCAAUGCACCCAAAGAGACCAGAUGGCCCACAUGCGAAGGAGGCCUAUGAAGCGAGACUUGAAAAGUGCAAGCAAUCACCGAAGGUGGAGCAUUGUAAGAUGCUGGCUCGUUUCUUUGUCUACCACGACUGCAUGGACGCCGAGGAGUCCUGUGCCUUCGACCAUGGCAAAGAUGGCUGUAUGGAGAGUACUCUCGAGUGCAUUGAGAAUGUAGUUGGCACCGACUAG
Rodentolepis nana is the source of this 867-nucleotide messenger RNA. Lineage: Eukaryota; Metazoa; Platyhelminthes; Cestoda; Cyclophyllidea; Hymenolepididae. The record is from the annotation of a GenBank genome assembly.